Molecule: messenger RNA, 1154 nt
Organism: Aegilops tauschii subsp. strangulata
Lineage: Eukaryota; Viridiplantae; Streptophyta; Magnoliopsida; Poales; Poaceae
Product: protein EXECUTER 2, chloroplastic
Biological process (GO): singlet oxygen-mediated programmed cell death; response to singlet oxygen
Cellular component (GO): thylakoid membrane
Source: RefSeq, a predicted model, not a curated record
CGUCCCACCACCCAACCCACGUUUGUCUAAAAAAAAUCCACCAACGCCCGAUCCAGAUAUCCCCUCCGCCUCCAUCCCCCGCUGCGUGCGCCACGCCGGCGGCCACGUGGCCGCCGCUCCCCGUCUCGCGCCGCUGCCCGCCCCCCCUCCGCCGCGCACAUGCCCUCCCGCCGCGGCCCCAACUCCUCCUCCGUCACUUUCGCUGCACCGCCUCGUCCCCCGCGGCAUCGGCGUCGGUGGUGUCGGCGUCCCCGUUGGCCUGGGACUGGACCCGCUGGAGCCGCCACUUCGCGGCGGUGGACCAGGCCGAGAGCUACGUCUCCGUGCUGCGCUUCCAGCUUGAGGUGGCCGUGGAGGGCAAGGACUUCGCCUAGGCCGCCGCCCUCAAGCGCGCGCUCCUCGACGCCGUCUCCCGCGUCAUGGCCGGGCGCAAGAGCGCCAUCGAGGAGCAGCGGUACCAGGACGCCUCCAGGCUGACCAAGCUCGCCAGAACUAGCCUGGUGAGCCCCCUAUCGCCCACUCCUGCUUCUCCAUCGCUGCUUCUUCUUAACAAACCAUCUUCUAAUAGCAAGGUAGGUUGGUGGGUGGGAUAUGCUAAGGACACCGAUGACUCAAUCGGGAGGAUUGUGCGGAUGAACCCUGGUGUCGGGAGAUACGUCGCUAAGAGCUACAGCCCAAGUUUGAACCUAUAAAAAUGGGUGAUCUGUACAGUUGUCAUCUCCUACAUGUGUACAAUAUGACACUGAAUUGGCCAAAAAUAGGGAGCUACAAGAUGAACUUUUAAAGGUUAAGACCUCACUGUCUGCUUCAACGAAGAGAUUUGAAGAGUUGCAAAAGGUAAUUUUGGGGCAAAUUUCCAGUGCUGCAGGAUAAAGAGAUGUUGAAGCGGCAGACUGAAUCCAUGACACCGUAGUGCAAUUGCGGCAGAUUAUCUCUAUUUUUCCUUUUCAUUUUUCUUAUUAGUGGAGUGAGAAUAGGUAGAAUGAGGAACUAUGUGAUAGUAGAUACAACAACUGUAGUAAAAAGAGUCCAUGUCAAUUAUGUAUGCUCUUACUGGAUGUGUUCUAAUGCUGGUUUAUUACAAAUCUUUGUUUGUUUUGUUGGAAUUGUAAACAUAAAAUGGAAUUGGUUCAUUUUAUUUUUUUAAUUCCUAA